AAAGCAUCAAUGACAAGAGAAAGAGCUUCCUCCUUCCUCGCAGAUUCUUGUCACGGUCCUUGGAGUUGUAUUCUCCAGCAAAAACCCUAAACCUAAACUAAAACUCCGCUUUUUUCUUCCAUGGGGUUGUUUUGUUGAUUAUAAAUAAAGAAUAAAUAAAAAACCAGUCACUCACACUUCAGAUUUUUUUUAACUUUCCUAGAAAGUGAAAAAUGAUUUUCAGAAAUUAACCAAAAAAAUUAGAAAAUAAGGAAAUUUGAAGCCACUUCAUUGAUAGCUAGCAAACAUCAAGCUGCUUCAGAAUGAUUGAUGGUUGUGAUCAUGAUGCAGCAGCAGACUUCUGCAGCACCUCCGUCGCACUCAAUCACUACUCCCCCUUCCUCCACCACCACCACCACCCCCACCGCCAUUAGAUCACCCACGGCAACCCCUACACACUCCCAGCAGCACCCCUCGCCUCUCCACCGCCAUGCUCUUCCUGUCCCGCCGCCUCCUCUCGACCACGUGCUGCCGAUUGCGGCCGCCCACCCGUCCGGCGAGCCUGCGCCGACAAUUCAGUGCCAGCUCGCGAGGGUCCGGCUCUCAGAUAUUGCCCCGUACCACGGGGCACCCGGUGGGUCGUAUGUGAGGGCGGUGGAGGCGCUCUCGGGGUCUCUGACGAGGCACAAUGCGGCUGUCAUCGAAUUGGGGAGCGAAGACACGGCGCUCCUGCGGUGCGGCUUGGAAGCCUCGAGGUUGUAUUUUAGGAGCAGAGCUCAGCUCGGUGCUGGGAAAGGAAGCCGUGGAGUUCACAUGUACAGAGCUGGGAGGGCUUUGGAAGAUUGGGACUCAUCCCCACCGUGCAUGGCGGAUAUUUUUAGGUGCAUGGGCAAGGCGGCCCAUGUGGCUUUGUGUGCAGUAGCUAGGCAUCUUCGUUUGCGAAGCGAUGUUUUCAACCAUUUGCUUGACGAUACUCCAUUGCCCACUAAUGAGGUGUCGUCGUCAAUUCUGGUUGCAACAUACUCAAAUGCUUCCUUGCAAAAUGGAAAAGGUGCUAUUGGGGGAGGGAAGCCAGGAAUGAAUGCUGAAGUUGAGAAGGGAUUAUUAACGUUGGUUUCCUCAGAUAGUCCUGGUAUACAGGUAUGUGACCCCAAUGGUCGUUGGUACCUAGCAGAUGGUGGGUCAGCUGCUGGGGAUCUUUUACUACUUACAGGUAAGGCACUCAGCCAUGCUACUGCUGGCCUCCGCCCAGCUGCACCGUAUAAAGCUGCUCCCGAUUACUCUUCAGGCAUUAGUAGUGGUGGGAGGACAUCGCUUGCAUUUAGGCUCAUGCCACAAGGUAACGCUAUAUUAGAUUGUUCUCCAGUUGCAGCAGCUGGUCAUGUUAUUCCCCACAGCUAUGUCCCAAUAUCUGUAAGCCAGUUUAUGGAUGAUCUUUCUGCUGAGGAAGAUGUAUUGGGCAGUCGUUCUGAUAACACUUAUGUAAGUUUUAGCUUCAAGUAGCUGAUGCACAGCAAGCCC
Messenger RNA from Malus domestica (apple), 1500 nucleotides. Lineage: Eukaryota; Viridiplantae; Streptophyta; Magnoliopsida; Rosales; Rosaceae. The record is from RefSeq and is a predicted model, not a curated record.